Messenger RNA from Dreissena polymorpha, 642 nucleotides. RefSeq lists its product as uncharacterized. Lineage: Eukaryota; Metazoa; Mollusca; Bivalvia; Myida; Dreissenidae. The transcript is spliced from 5 exons. The record is from RefSeq and is a predicted model, not a curated record. Bases 30 to 383 code for a protein of 117 amino acids.
AUUGCUUUCGGAUAAUUCAUUGCGGAAGAAUGCUAAGUUCCAAAAUGGAUCGGAACAGCCUCCAGUACAAAUGCGUGGUCGUCUUAGCGGCCCUGGUUCUCAUUUCCGGUUUACCAAUAGAACAAGAUCCUGUUGACGCUGAUAUUGACGGCAACCAGCAACAGGCUCUCAUUGACAUGAAACGGUCUUGCUUUGAAUUUUGUUUUACCAGACACAUGCCAUGUCCACUGAUAUGUAGCUCGGUGCUGAAAAAUGACGCGUUCAAUCUGGGCGUGAACAAGCGUUCAUUGGGUGGCGGGAUUGACGGAUUCACAUUCGACGACUACUUAUUUCUGCGGUGGCUUGGUCGAGACUUGACCCAAAGGAGUCGGCUGUACAAAUGAGAGACGCGCAAUGAAAUUGCAGAAAUUUGUGUCGUGGAUAUGAAGGGACAAACAAAAAGUGUCCAUUUGUUGUGAACUUUCAGCAGCUGCAACUACGGAGGACUUCAUUCACUGAGAAAUUAAUACACUUUCUUCAAGUGUCAAAAUGUAACAUUUCAAAAAGGAAUAUGAUCGUGAUAAUAAAUACUUGAUUGCCUAUGUUGUACACAUAUAAUAGUUGUGUAAUAUAAUACAUUUUCUUCACUGAUAAAUACUUUUG